This is a messenger RNA of Phytophthora nicotianae INRA-310, 3514 nucleotides long. RefSeq lists its product as hypothetical. Gene Ontology annotation, molecular function: nucleotidyltransferase activity. Bases 89 to 3235 code for a protein of 1048 amino acids. NCBI's taxonomy places the organism in Eukaryota, Oomycota, Peronosporomycetes, Peronosporales, Peronosporaceae. The transcript has a single exon. Gene Ontology annotation, biological process: RNA 3'-end processing. The record is from RefSeq and is a predicted model, not a curated record.
GUCAAAAUUCAAAUGUCAUUUUCACCAAUCGCAGCACCCGCCGCGUCUUCAUUGCCAUCACUGACGGAUCUCUCGCCCCCUCAGCAUCAUGGAAGCGUCCCCUUCGGAGGCCGCAACGGUGACCCCGCGAUCCCGCCCACGGCCACACAGCAGUAAAUCGAGCAAGAAGAUCACGCGCGACACGAAGCCGCAAUCCGCAUCCUCACAGCGCAAGCAGAAGCCGCAAAAUGUGCCGCCAAAGCCACCACCCACGUCUUCGCCCAUUGACGCGCCUUCUGACGCUUCUAUUGGCGAUUACCAAGACACUCCGUGGUUCAAGGCUGGAAAGGGCGACCUGGCCUUUUCUCAUUGGCUUCUAGGCCGCUGUAAUGGCGUGGGGGACGCCACAACGCCGCAGUCGGAGGUCGCUACACAGCGCAUGUUCGCGUUGUUUAAAACACAGCGAAGAUUGCGCCGGGAGCUGGCGCUGGGUUCCAAAAGAGAAAUAGCAAGUGCAGAGGAGGAAGAAGAAGAAGAAGAGACCGAAGAGGAUCAGGUAGUUGAUGCCGAGAAGCCUCUUUGGCCCGUAGAGGAGAUCGUGGACCAAGUGGGCGACGUGCUUCGACCUUCGAGACUGGAACUUCUGAGGCAGCAGAGAGAGGCUGAAAGGACCAGCACCAAAAUGGAAGGGGCCAUGGAGAGGAUCGUGGUGGCUGAAGUGGUGGAUAACGCUACCGAGUUGAUUCUAAGCAGAGCUACAAGCGAACAUGAGACGUUAUUGAGACGAUGGGUGCAGAUACUGAAGGAGGAGGAACCAGAGAAAACCGAGGAGAGUAUACCAGAGAUCAGUCCUGAAGUGGAAGGAGAGAACGACGAAGUUACUUCUCAGAAGAGCAAGAAGCGCGAGAAGAAGGAGAAGAAGCUACGCUCAAAGAAGAAUAAAUCCAAGGUGGCUGAAGACACGGCAUGUGAACAGGUGGAGUCGUUCUUGACGUUCUUAAAGGAGUCAGCGGCAACCCAGGCGCACAUUGACGUUUGUGUGUCAGCUGCACCUUCAGAGGCCGAGAAACUGUGGAUGUCAGAGCUGCAGCGAAUUGUGGAGCUGUCGAGUAUUGAACCAGAGGAAGAAGCGCGUCGUCUACGUGUCGCUAGCGACAUCCAGACUGUGCUUCGCCGCGAGGUGAGCAAGUGGCGACACUGUGAGGUUAUUCUAUUCGGUAGUUCGAUGACGCACUACGGCUCUCGUACCUCAGAUCUGGACAUGUGUCUCCUCCCCAAUGGCCGCAGCAUUGGGAAGGAUUUAACUCCACCGAAAGAAGUGAUGGGAAAGCGGCAACUGCAUCAAUUGAUCGAUGGGAAAGUUAGCGAGAACGGACAUGUAUCGACGACAGAAGUCGAACAAUUGCAGGAUCUUCACGCACAGACUCAAAAGAGCAUCGAGAAACUCACGCUGGCGCUCAAUUCGUUGGAUCGAUCCGGCAAAAAGGGCGAGAAACAUACCAAACAGCGCCGACAGCUCGAGUUCUUCUAUACCCAGCUGCGUCUGCUUCGCAACGCUGUUACGAACGACCUGGCAAAGCUUGGAGUCGAACCUCGCAAUGAUUCCAAUGCGAAUGGGAGGCCUGCACACUUGAAGGCGAUCAUCGCUGGUAGCAGACGUCAGAGCAAAGACCUGUACCUUGUUCGAGCCAUUUUAGAGCGUGCGGCUAAGUGCGAGGUGCGUCACGUCAUUGCUGGCGCUCGUGUUCCCAUCAUUCGCUUCAUGCAUACGCGCAGCGGUCGUGACUAUGAGUGCGACUUGUGUUUUGAGAAUGUGUUGGCUACACGUAACACGCCUCUGUUACGCGCCUAUGCGUCGUUCGAUGACCGUGCACGGACUCUGGGCCUCGCAGUGAAGCACUGGGCUAAGCAACGAGGCAUCAGCGACGCCUCGAUGGGAUUCCUCAGCUCGUAUUCGUUCGUGCUGCUCAGUAUCUUUUACCUCCAAGUGGUGCGUGUUCUCCCUAACUUACAGGACCCUCGGCUCCUAGAGUCCGCGCAGAUCCAGCCACAGUACUACAAUGACAUCAACAUCGCGUUCUGCGAGGAUCAAGACGUCGCUCAAGCCUUCCACAAGCGCCUAUUGAACGGCAACGCAUCGGAUAUGUCAUUGACGGCUCUGUUGGUUGGCUUCUUUGAGUUUUAUGCCACACAGUUCGACUUUGCGGAGCGUGUCGUGACUGUCCGCUCGCCAGAGACGCCGGCGCUGAAGCUCGCGCAAUGGGGCAGUCGCAAGGCCAAGACGUGGCGCAUGAGCAUCCAGGACCCACUGGAGACUGGCCGUGAUCUAGGCUGUGUGCUGCAGUUCAAGGGACAAGAGAGAAUAAUUCGCGAGCUCCAUCGGGCACAUGACAUGUUAGCGCGUGGUGAGAGCUUCUCUGAGGUUUGCGCAGUCGAGAAACCUGUUGGAAAAGCAGGGAAGGUGAAGAAUGCUAAGCAAACGACGGGGGAUGAAUCGCGAGCAAACGCGGAGCAGAAGCAGCAAGCUGACAAGAUAAAGCGUUCGUACGUGAUGACACUGCAGAGUGCUGAUGAAGAGCUGACGAGGGAGAUUAUCGAGACGUUCUUUAAGGAUUUCCAGAAGUCUUUUCGUGUUGGUAAAGUGGUGGAAGCUGCAACUCCUGACUCUGACGACGUCGUUGAUAACGAGAACAAGUGGUGGGAGGUGGAACUGUUGACGCAGGCUCAAAACUGUCCUCGUAAGUUGUCGCGACGAACGCGACUCGACUGGAAGGCGGCCGAUGGGCGUGUGGGUCGCGUGUGGGUUCAUCAUCAGGCUUUAUUCGCGACACCGCCAUGCCAGAAGUGUCUGUCCCCAGAGCAUACGACGGGUAAGUGUACACCAGACGACCUUAACGACGAGGAGGCUGGCGAUAGAGAUGAGCUUCAUAUACCGCAGAGAAAUAUUCGACGCCACGUACUCCGUCUGACAUUAGCUGGAGACUCUUGCACCCCCGGUAAGAAGAGCGACCGACGUAAAAAGAACCAACAACAUGGAGCAGCACGAGAAAGCAACCAUACUGACCAACCCAAAGGCAGCAAUGGCAAACGUAAAAACAGCGGCAAAAAGGAGCUUCAUGGUGAAAAGAAAAGUGAAACAACGGUGGUGACUGCUGUGCGUCGGGUGGAGGUUGUAAAGUCAUCUUCGUCACGCAUUGAGGGGGACUCUAACAAGACCCAAAAGAAGAAAAAGUGGCAACAAAGAGUUCAUCGCUAGAGGGGCAACUCAAAGGGAGACAGCAACAAUGCUACAGCCAAGUAAGGCCAACCAGGUAAGUGUAGACAUGGUAGUCGAUCGUCGUGUUGAAAUGUUGAUUGAUACGUGUAUGAACAACGAGAAGUAAAUGUACUUCACUCACCUAUCGGAACUCAUAUAGUUAUCAGCGAUGCCUACUCUUUCAGACAACAACAUCCAAGAAACUUUCCCCACUAAACAGAAACUCAUAUGCUCUGUGUAACUCUUCAGUGAGUUUUUGUUGAGCAUCAAAAUGGAGCA